Molecule: messenger RNA, 1936 nt
Organism: Culex pipiens pallens (northern house mosquito)
Lineage: Eukaryota; Metazoa; Arthropoda; Insecta; Diptera; Culicidae
Exons: 4
Coding region: 290-1291 (333 amino acids)
Source: RefSeq, a predicted model, not a curated record
AAGUGGUUCCGAAACAGUUUUUCCUACCGUGGUAGUUGGGACAAAAGGUGAUUUUUGAAUCGUUUUAGUGAGUCAUUGGUGAAUCCGUGCAGUGCAAGCAGUGUGAACCAGACAAGAAGGACUAAGCAAAGUAGCCGAUUGGCAGACAACAAACAAAAAAAAGGCAAGCUGUUAACAAUGCCACUCGACACCUUCUGAUUCAGCCCGCAACAACAGCCCACCAUUCAACGUGCGAAUUAGCGAGUUCCACCUGGUGACCACAGCACACGAGAGUCAGUUCCAAAGAACCAUGACCCCUCCUGCGGUGCUCCUCUGCCUGCAGCUGGUCAUCGUGACCACGGGCAGCAGUUGGGCUUUGCCGGCCACAGCCACCGCCACUGGAACCAAGGUUGACCACUCCCGUCUGGAAGCUCUUUUUCCUGGAGGAAGCUCCCACUCAAACUCCCCCUCCGCCAAGGCAAGUCCUGCUGCUGGCGUCGUUUCGAGAUCAAAGCGCCAACCGUGGAUGCCCACACUAAUUGAUUCCGACGAUGACAGCUUCGCAUACCGGCAGCACCACCAACCUCCGGCACUGCACCACCAUCAACAUUCCGGCCUGUACCAGCAGCAGCAGCAUCGGUUCCACCAGCCACCGCCGGAGGACUUUGGCGCUGAAGACUACGAUCAGGACCAGGUCCAUUCAUCGGAGAUGGACAGCAACGGCGACGAUAACGAAAUCGGGGACAAUCCAUUCUACUCCGCUGCCGCUGCCGCCGCAACCGGUCCGGAAUCCCCCGGGUCCUCCCCUGGCAACCCCGUCGCUGGCCACGCCCCCGGAACCCCCGUCGAAAGUUUCGAUUUGAUCCGCGAGCAGCUGGAACGCGUCAAGGAGGAGGAGGACAUCGAAAUCAAGUCGGAACUGUUGAUGAAACUGCUGGAACAACUGCCCGAGGGACCGCUGCCCAUCGUGUACAUCGAGGAUGCCGGCGGCAGUGAAACGGCACCGGCCGAAAGCACUGGCGGAGAGCCCAGCGGGGAGGAUCCGGUGGGACAGGUGGAACGAUUUACGGCCAACGGAGACAAACGGUCCGGCAGGUACUACCGGAGAUACCCGUGGAAGCGGCAGAACGCGCGAGCUAGGACGUACGACGCCGACGCCCGGUACCUGUGCGUGCCCAGCCGGGAGGACGUGUUCAAGCUGCUCGUCGGACUCCACGAGAACCGCAUCGGCAAUCACCAGAAGACGAUCAACUUUUGCAACCGGAAGCGACCGGCCAAGGCAAUCUUCACCAACAUCCGAUUUUUGGGAUAAACCCGCAGCAGCACCCCAAUCAAUUUGUCCUUAAUUUUCCGGUUUAUUUGUUCCAUUUUUUUCUGUCCUCUUGGUUGUUCGCUCUUAAGGGGGGUCGUUAGUGUGGCCAUAAGUGACGCCACCUGGUCCAACGACGACGACGUCGCCAUCCUUGAAACUCCACGGGUGAGGGUGGGGCCACAUUGUAUUGUAUAAAAAAAUGUUAAGGACGGAAUUUGGCAUCAACUUACCUACCAACCAAAACCAAACCUUAGAAACGCUAGAAGUACUUGUGUCGCGUACGCACUUUGCAUGCUUGUUGUUCCCUUCUGGGAAUGAUGAUGAAAUUGCUUAAGAAAAAGAAGAAACAAGACUUUCGCAAACACCCAACACACAUACAAAGUGACACGAAACUCGGCAGCAAGCAUACUGUUUUUCAUCUUCUGAGAAUAAAUACAUUUUAAAAGGGCUCAAGAAAAUAACAAAAAAAAACUUAAAAGAUACGAAAACAUUAAAUUGCUGAAUCUUGAACAGUUUUUGAACUUGUAAACUAUAGGUAGCAUAUAAAUACUUGUAAAAAUGUAUUUGAAAUAAACACACAAACCAGCAAAACAAAUACAAUUUAUUAAAUAAAUAAGAUGUGGUAAAUUAUGUGAAGCAACGCAA